This is a messenger RNA of Asparagus officinalis (garden asparagus), 882 nucleotides long. Its product is annotated as triadin-like. NCBI's taxonomy places the organism in Eukaryota, Viridiplantae, Streptophyta, Magnoliopsida, Asparagales, Asparagaceae. The coding region runs from base 1 to 882 and encodes 293 amino acids. The record is from RefSeq and is a predicted model, not a curated record. The transcript has 2 exons.
AUGGGGGCUGAAGAGGGAUCACCAAUUGCUGAUUCUCCUGAAGAAAAGGCAACCGAGGAAUCUCAUGUAGAAACGCCAGCCGUUGAACGUCGCUCCUUAAGCUCAGGUAAAAAGGCCCUUACUGCGGCAGAGGAAGGCGAGUAUGAUAGGAGAAUUCGCAAGAGAAAGCCUGUCGCCGCUAAAAACUCUAAGAGGGUCAAAUUGAUGGAGGACGCGAUGAAAUCUGCACCUGCUAUGUGCUUGGCAGACAAGGAAGAUGACGUGCUUCAAUCGAUCCCUUCUACUCCUGAAGAGGCGGGCACCGACGAGAUAUUGCCUAUUGAGGGUUUGGAAUCUGCUUCUCCUCCUCUCGUCCGGGACCAAGGUAUAUGUGGAGGUCAUCCUUCCGAGGUUGCUCCUCCACCUACUAAGGAUGAGUAUGGAGAUCCGAUCUAUCCCACUGUUCCUCCUCCACGCUCGAGAGCUUUGAAAAAACUGGUUGAGGAAUUGGAGGAACUAUCUGAUAAAAAGACUCGCAUAACGAUCCUAAGGAAGCAGCAUUCUCAAGCAUAUGAUAAUAUCAAAAGUGUUGCUUCUGACAUUCGUGCCACUGAAGAAGCUAUUACUCAAUUAGAGGCUGAGUUGGAUCAGAAGAAAACCCAAUUGGCUCAAUAUGAGGAUGUCAGAAAAGGGCUUGAGCUUCAAAGUAGCCAGGUUUAUACGGAUUUUUGCCGCACGCUCCACGCGGCUAAAAGGAUUCGAAGAGAUAUUGUUGUUGCUGCCCCUGUCGAAGCGGAACUCAGAAGGGAGAUCAAAGAACAAGUUCGAACAGCCCACCAGAAGAAACUUUCUGCUUUUAAGUCCAGGCCGAAAUCUCUUAAGUUGAUGAAGCCUGAUGUUUAG